Phyllotreta striolata is the source of this 1539-nucleotide messenger RNA. The record is from the annotation of a GenBank genome assembly. Lineage: Eukaryota; Metazoa; Arthropoda; Insecta; Coleoptera; Chrysomelidae.
CGCGCAUGUCACGUCAAAUUAAAAAUAAUAAAAUGGCCCCGAAUUCCAAUUACAAUGAUUGAACUGAACAAUUUAACAGGCCAAUUUCUAAUUAAAAAUCCGCAGAUACGGUCAACGCGAGUGCUAACAAUUCGGGCGUCGUUCUAGUGUCGAUAGAAACGUUUCUUAAGUGCAGACAAACCGUUUACGAGCAAUUUCACAGCAUAUGUCAGCGACUAUGGUAGAUGAUACAGUAAGCAGUACUGGUACUCCGAUGGAUUUGAACUAUAACAUUUCAGCGGAUAGUGAUUCGAUAUUCCUUCAAACGAAACUGUGCCAAACCAUAGCGGGCCUCUUCGUGUGGGCAGCUCUGUUUCUGACCUGCAGCCAGAUCUACCACCACCUCAGGUGGUAUACGAACCCUGUAGAGCAACGUUGGAUCGUAAGAAUUCUAUUUAUUGUACCCAUAUACGCCGCCCAUUCUUGGAUAAGUUUGCUGUUCUUCAACUCAGAAAGCUACUAUGUGUAUUUCUUCGCCAUCCGUGACUGCUACGAGGCCUUUGUGAUUUACAACUUCCUUUCGUUGUGUUAUGAGUACCUCGGAGGAGAGAGCCACAUCAUGUCGGAGAUCAGGGACAAGCCCAUCAGAUCGAGCUGCAUCUACGGGACCUGCUGCAUGAACGGCAAAAUAUACACCAUCGGAUUUUUGAGAUUCUGCAAGCAAGCCACCUUGCAAUUUUGCUUGAUCAAGCCUCUCAUGGCCUUCAUUACUAUCUUUCUGCAAGCUUUCGGUCAUUACAGGGACGGCGAUUGGAGCCCCGAUGGUGGAUAUUUGUAUAUCACGAUAAUCAAUAACAUUUCCGUGUCUCUUGCCCUGUACGGACUUUUCCUGUUUUAUUUCGCUACUAAAGACUUGCUUACGCCUUUCGAGCCUGUUUUAAAGUUUUCAACUGUAAAAUCUAUUAUAUUCCUAUCGUUUUGGCAAGGAGUUGCUUUAGCUAUUUUAGAAAAGGCGGAUGUUAUUGCACCUGUUAUCGACAAUAAUGGAACAAGAUCAACUGGUACUGUCUCUGCAGGUUAUCAAAACUUCCUAAUAUGCAUAGAGAUGUUUUUCGCCGCUGUAGCUUUGAGGUACGCCUUCCCGUACAAACUAUACGCUCAAGGAUGCAGGGCCGAUUCCAGAGGGCGCUCUGUCACAAUGCAGAGCAUCUCGAGCAGCCUCAAAGAAACCGUUAAUCCCAAGGAUAUUAUGACCGAUGCCAUCCAUAAUUUCCAUCCGCAGUACCAGCAGUACACGCAAUACAACUCGAACUCGAUAUCACGACAGCCGUACGAAAGCUUGUGACAGUCGCAGUUUAGCGAUGAUUGAAUUUGUGAUAUUCGGUCAUUCGCUAAUUGGAUAAUGUACUUAAAAGACAUCUCUACUUACCACCCACUGUUUCUAACGAAUCAAAACAAGAUAUUGACUAUUGUUUCUUCAACUUAUAGCAUAAAUGUUAAUUUUUUUUACUUAUAAUUUAAGGUAUGUAUUAUAUUAUCAAAUAAAGGUGUUAUAAAUGU